AGCGUUUCUGAGUCUGUGUCUUUAAUCUUUCUCAUAUAUUCCAUUGAAGACAUCUAGACAUUACUACAUAAUGUCCGCGCAGGUCACUCCCUCCAAGCAGGCUGCAUCCUCCUUCGAGAAUCUCAAGAUGAGCGACUCGCCUGUCAAGAAGCUCAAUUUCGAAGCCGCAGGCAAGGAGAACGCUCCUUCGUCUCUCCAGGUCACCGACGUGCCCGCCAGCAAGACCAUUGUUGAAAAGCCUACCGAACUCUCAUCCAAGAUUGCUAGCAUCAAGGAAAUGGAAGCGAACGAGCCCCUUCUCCAAGAGAACCCUCAUCGUUUUGUUCUGUUCCCCAUCAAGUAUCAUGAGAUCUGGCAAAUGUACAAGAAGGCUGAGGCCUCCUUCUGGACCGCCGAAGAGAUUGAUCUUUCUAAGGAUCUCCACGAUUGGCACAACCGCCUGAACGAUGACGAGCGCUACUUCAUCUCUCGUGUCCUUGCCUUCUUUGCUGCCUCCGAUGGCAUUGUCAACGAAAACCUGCUCGAGCGUUUCAGCGGAGAGGUGCAGAUCCCUGAAGCUCGUUGCUUCUACGGUUUCCAGAUUAUGAUCGAGAACAUCCACUCGGAGACAUACUCUCUUUUGAUUGAUACCUAUAUCAAGGAGCCCAAGCAGCGUACCUACCUCUUUGACGCCAUCGAUACCAUUCCUUGCAUUCGCAAGAAGGCCGAUUGGGCUAUCCGCUGGAUCCAGGAUCAGGAGUCGACCUUCGGCCAGCGUCUUGUGGCCUUUGCCGCUGUUGAGGGUAUCUUCUUCUCUGGAUCCUUCGCCUCUAUCUUCUGGCUGAAGAAGCGUGGCUUGAUGCCCGGUCUUACCUUCUCCAACGAGCUUAUCUCUCGUGAUGAGGGUCUCCACACUGACUUUGCUUGUCUCCUCUUCUCGCACCUGAACAACCGCCCCGACCCCCAGGUUGUGGAGGACGUUAUCGUGGAAGCUGUCGCCAUUGAGAAGGAGUUCUUGACUGAUGCUCUCCCUUGCGCUCUCCUUGGUAUGAACUCCAACCUGAUGUGCCAGUACAUUGAGUUCGUCGCCGACCGUCUCCUGGUCGCCCUUGGCAACAAGAAGUACUUCAACGCCACCAACCCCUUUGACUUCAUGGACAACAUCUCCCUCGCCGGUAAGACCAACUUCUUCGAGAAGCGUGUUGGUGACUACCAGAAGGCUGGUGUGAUGGCCAGCACCAAGAAGGAGGCCAAGCAAGAUGAAAGCUCCGCCAGCGGUGGCGGCCUCAACUUCGAUGAGGACUUCUAAACCAACUUCACGAAUAUACCCGGCAGAGUGCCCGCUGGCGCCUGCCAUCAGAUACGAGCUAAUUUUUCCUUUGUCGUUUUCUGUUCCUGGGAUCUGCGUUAUUGAUUUAUGAGACUAUUUGAGGUAUAAGCAUGGGUUUGGCGUUGGAUUGGCGGGACUCUUUUCUCAAAUGUAUUGUCAGUGUCUUAUCCGGCAUUCGGUCCUUUUCUAUGGGAUGGAUGGGCGGUAGACUGUAUUUAAAUAAAUAGGAUAUCACUGUACAUUCAAUUGGAUAUUUCAAAUAACUAAAAAGUCACUGUUUCUUGCAAAUGCUCUUGGUCUGAAUAUGAUAAU
Molecule: messenger RNA, 1621 nt
Organism: Aspergillus nomiae NRRL 13137
Lineage: Eukaryota; Fungi; Ascomycota; Eurotiomycetes; Eurotiales; Aspergillaceae
Product: ribonucleotide-diphosphate reductase subunit RNR2
Exons: 4
Biological process (GO): deoxyribonucleotide biosynthetic process
Molecular function (GO): oxidoreductase activity
Source: RefSeq, a predicted model, not a curated record